Messenger RNA from Vanrija pseudolonga, 522 nucleotides. RefSeq names its product Bifunctional transcriptional activator/DNA repair enzyme Ada. Bases 1 to 522 code for a protein of 173 amino acids. The transcript has a single exon. The record is from RefSeq and is a predicted model, not a curated record. NCBI's taxonomy places the organism in Eukaryota, Fungi, Basidiomycota, Tremellomycetes, Trichosporonales, Trichosporonaceae. Gene Ontology annotation, molecular function: methylated-DNA-[protein]-cysteine S-methyltransferase activity. Gene Ontology annotation, biological process: DNA repair.
AUGCCCCGCCCAACCCUCUCCCUCAGCCCAAUCACCUACACGACCGCCGAGCACGCCCUUGGCACCGUCCUCAUCGCGACGAGCUCAACCGCCCUCGCGGCCAUCGCGCUGGCCGACACGCCAGCCCAAGCGCUCGCCGACCUCAAGACGUCGUUCCCCGGCCGCCGCCUCGUACCGGCCAAGACAGCAGCAGCGCACGAGACGCACCACGACGCCAUCACGGCGCACCUCGACGCCGGCGCGCCCCUGUCCCUGCCCAAGGGGCUCGAGGGCACGCCGUUCCAGCGCGCCGUGUGGGCGGCGAUCGCGGCCAUCCCGCACGGCGAGACGCGCACGUACGCCCAGCUCGCCACAUCUAUGGGCCGCCCCAACGCGACCCGCGCCGUGGCCCGCGCGUGCGCGACCAACCGCCUCGCGCUGGUCAUCCCUUGCCACCGCGUACUCGGGGCCGGGGGCAAGAUGACGGGGUACCGCUGGGGCGUGGAGCGUAAGCGCGCCCUGCUGAACAACGAGCAGAGGUGA